This is a messenger RNA of Mugil cephalus (flathead mullet), 2871 nucleotides long. RefSeq lists its product as uncharacterized. The coding region runs from base 1183 to 2067 and encodes 294 amino acids. The transcript has 2 exons. The record is from RefSeq and is a predicted model, not a curated record. NCBI's taxonomy places the organism in Eukaryota, Metazoa, Chordata, Actinopteri, Mugiliformes, Mugilidae.
AACGGUGAGACGUGUGUUUGGCCGCCAGAAGAAGUUGUGCAUCUUUAUAUCUGUGAAUCUGCCAUUUGUGUUUCAGUGUGCGUCCGGAGAAACAACCACACACACAUAUAAUCACACCCUUCACAUCUGUGUACCCUGUUUGCAAAUUAAAGUGCCAUAAGAAAGGACUGUCUCCUGCUUCUUUAUUCUUCACCUAAGUCUUGGGGGAACUUAUAGACUGCGUUUACAACUCAGAGAAGCCAGGCUGCUGACUUUAAGCCUCCGUCACAUAUGGUCCUUCGAGCUGGAUAAGGUAAUUACAGAGUGAAAGUGGCUCAUGUUCUCCCAAGUGAAGAUGUACAUCCACACCGGCGAACACGGCAACCAAGAUGGAUGGAAGAUUAUGAAGGCUGCACCCUCCCACAGGUUGUGGGCUACUCCGCACACACCUCUGCUGUGAUAGAGGAGACUGACUGGAUUUGGCGAGAUGACAACCCUCAUCCAGCGCCCGCUACAGCACACUCAGCACACUCAGUACCAAUCAGGUUCUGUUGAAGGUGGCAACCACACCCUGGAGACGUACCCCAUCUUAGAUGGUGGUUCAGAAAGGAUGAUCCUUCUCCAGGACACUGUUCAGAGGCUAAAACUUCAGGGAACUCCAGAGAGCCUCACCCUGAGAACAGUUCGGCAGGACGUGAGAACACUACAUGGCUCAUUGGUGACGUUCAAGAUCUCUCCGACUGGUCAGCCAACAAAGAUAUUCACGAAUGAGAGAGCCUUCACUACAGGCGAACUAGGCCUUGCUGGACACUCAUAUCCAGUGACUGGACUUCAGCGCAAAUAUAAGCACCUCAAGAUGCUCCCCCUGCAGCCAUUCACCAGCGUCCAACCAAUCCUCUUUAUAGGCUCUGACUGUCUGCACCUGGUGGCCCCUAUCGAACCUGUUUGCCACACCCCACCUGGGGGAGCUGCGGUGAAGACCAGGCUUGGUUGGACACUGCAAGGGCCAGUCAAGCCUGUCCAACAGUGCAGCUGUCCCACAGCAGUGUCUGUUCGUGUCCACCGCCUCCCUGCAGCUGUGCUCUUUAACUAGGUAGAGAAGCUCUGGCAAUUGGACACCUUGCCGUACAGCAAUGAGAAGCUGGUGAGUAGGUCACGAAGACACCAAGAGGCCAUGAACCUUCUAGACUACGAGUGAGUUACAUGCUUAUACUCACAGUGCACCCUGAAGCAGUACUCCCGAGCCUAUGUAGCACGGAGAGACAUUUUGACAGAGACCCAGUGAAGGCAGAGGCAUAUCAGGUAGAUAUCACGAAGUUGAAGAAAGCAGGCUACGUCUCCGAAGUUAGCCGGGAGCAAGUGAAGACUUCCAAGGAAUCGUGGUUUAUUCCCCAUCACCUGGUGAAACACAACGGGAAAAAUUGGAUCGUGUUCAACUGUUCUUACACCUACAGCAAUCAGAACCUUCAUGAGCUACUGUUGUCUGGCCCAAACCUGGGUGCAUCUCUCCUUGGUGUCCUGCUGUGGUUUAGGGAACACUCCAUUGCUGUCAGCGGUGACAUAAGGGGAAUGUUCCACCAGGUUAGGUUGCUGCCUGAAGAUCGGCCUCUGCUGCGCUUUCUCUGGCAUGAUCUACAGAGAGACUCCCAACCUGGUGUACAUAAGUGGCAGGUCCUUCCCUUCAAGACUACUUGUUCCCCAUGCUGCGCCACAUACGCACUACAGAGGCAUGUAAAGGAUCACACCCACCCAGGGGGUGCAGUGCGUGAGUCCAUCGAGAACCACUUCUAUGUGGACAACUGGCUACGAAGCUUCCCUACUCAAGACAUGGCCAAAGAUGUCGCAGACAAGCUGAGGGAGCUGUUGCUGGAGGGAGGCUUCAAGCUGCGGCAGUGGGCCAGCAGCAUGCUAGAUGUUAUCAGCCACCUGCCCAAGGAGAUCAAGUCAGAGAGUAGUGAACCAGCUGCAGAACCAGCCAUGGACCGUGCAGCCAGUAAGCAGGAGGUCUACAUCUUCUGUGAUGCAUCUCAACAUGUGUAUGGCAGUGUGGGUAGAUGCACAGAAGACGCAGAGGGGUAUGUUUCCUGACAGCCCGGUCGAGAGUGGCCCCCAAGCAUCAGUUCUAUGCCCUGGUUGGAGCUGUGUGCUGCGCUCACGGGUGCACAGGUUGAAAAUGUGCUAACCCGAGAGCUCACAGUGGAGAUAUCCAGACUGGUCAUGUGGACAGACUCCACAACAGUUCUUGCUGUUGGACUCAUGUCUCUUUAAGGUGUUUACAGGAACCCAUAUUGCAGAAAUCCAAGAGUUGACUGAUAGCCAGGCCUGACACUAUGUGGAGACGUCAGAGAACCCAGCAGACAACCUCACCUGGGGAAAAUCACUGCAGAAUCUCUCAGGUGAGAAUCGUUGGAUCCAUGGACCCCCGUUUCUGUGGCUGUCACCUGACCAGUGGUCAGUGCACUCAGUCACGACCAGAGAAGACAUCACUGAAGAGCUACGAAGGCACACAACCUGCCUGAUUAGCACGUUAACUGGCACCCACCAUUCCUUACCUGAUGCUCAGCAGUUCAGCACCUUCAGUGAACUGGUGAAAGUCACUGCGGGGUACCUUCAUGGGGCGGCUGAUGCUAAAGAGACUCCUACAGCAGACAGGUUCAAGGAGGCGGAACUCAGCAUCCUGCAGCCCACUCAAAGAGACAGCUUCCCCGAAGAAGUCCAGUGUCUGUCAGCUGUCCCUGUCCCUUCCUCCAGCUGCUUAAUCACACUGGCUCCAGAAUAUGAUGCAUCGCUCCAGAUGGAUUGUGUUAUGGUUAAACAUAUCGUGAGCUGUUUUAUUGAUGGCACACACACAUAUAACCACACCCACCACAUCUGUGUACCCUGUUCACACAU